UGCCUGUUCUGCCUUGGGCUGAGAUGGGGUUGUCUCUCCUGGUAGCCCAGCCUCUGGCUUCCCCUGCAGGGUGGCCUUAGCUAGGAAGCUGGUUCUGCAUUGAGAUGCUUCAAAGGGUCAAGCUGAGAUGGCCCCUCGCUGGGUGCAGGGUGUGAGGGCUGCUGUGUUUGCAGGCUGAGGAGGCUUGGGGCAAAGUUGCCUUGAUCCUGUUUGCCAUUGCCCCCUUGGGUGUGUGAAAUGAGCUGCCUGUCUGCUGGCAGGAUGGGGGAGGAUAUGAGACUGGCCACAGCUGCGGUGCUCUGGUGCUGGUCCUCUAGUAGCAUCUCAAGGACUUGGUGUUUCUGGUGACAAACACAACCAUGGGUGCUAGUGCACCGGUGCCUGCCUGGGUAGUGAUGAAGUGCCACGGAGCUGCUAACUAGCAAGAUGCCCCAAGCCCCUGUGCGUAGAAAGCAGUAAGUGACCUUGGCCACCUGUAGCCAGAUCAGUCCAGGGUUUAAAACGUGGCUGAACUAGAGUGAAAUGUGCUGGGAAUAAGGCUUGAAGCGGCACUUGUAGCUAGAAGGAUACAAGAUUUACUAUCUCUGCUGGUGCCUGUGGCAGGUGUAGCCUCUGCCUGUAAAUCAAGGCAAAUCUAGCUUGUUUAUCCAGUUGUUGCAAAAUGGAGCGGUAGUCAUUCAAACUAAACCUGUUGUCUUGGAUCCUCGCAGCAGGUGAAGCUUUGAACUCACUUUUAUCAACAAACAGCUGUAAAGAUGCCCAGUAUGAAUGAGCAAGAUGAGCGGAUGAGGAAGUUCAAAAACAAGGGCAAAGAUGCAGCUGCUAUGAGGCGGCAAAGAGUGGAAGUGAAUGUUGAACUGCGAAAGGCCAAGAAAGAUGAACAGAUCUUAAAAAGGCGAAACAUUACUAUCACUCUGGAAGACAGGCUCUCUCCAGAGCAGGAGAAGAAGGAUGCAAGUGCUCAGCUUUCUUUGGAGGAAAUAAUCAAAGGUGUGAAUGCAAAGAGUCUGGAGAUUCAGCUGAAGGCUACUCAGGCAGCCAGACGAAUGCUGUCCAGACACAGGAACCCACCUCUCAAUCAGAUCAUAGAAGCGGGGAUUAUCCCCAGACUGGUGGAGUUCUUGAGCCGUAAUGACAACAUUACCUUGCAGUUUGAAGCAGCGUGGGCGCUGACUAAUAUUGCUUCUGGGACAUCUGACCAGACUAGAGCCGUUGUGGAGGCGGGGGCUGUCCCAGCUUUCAUAGACCUCCUGUCCUCUCCACACAUGCAUAUCAGUGAACAGUCUGUGUGGGCACUGGGCAAUAUAGCAGGUGAUGGUCCCCUGUACAGAGACUCCCUUAUCAAGUGCAAUGUGAUUCCCCCCCUGCUGGCUCUGGUGUCACCUGCUACUCCAAUUGGGUUCCUACGGAAUAUCACAUGGACGCUGUCGAACCUCUGCAGGAACAAGAACCCGUACCCUCCUCUGGAGGCAGUGAAGCAGAUCCUGCCAGUGCUCGUCUGCCUUUUGCAGCAUGAAGACAAGGACAUUCUCUCUGACACAUGCUGGGCAAUGUCCUACCUGACUGAUGGAUCCAACGAUCGCAUCCAGAUAGUGGUGGACACUGGGAGUCUUCCAAGGCUUGUGCAACUCAUGGCCAAUCCAGAGCUGAUGGUUCUGACUCCUUCUCUACGUGCUAUUGGGAACAUAGUCACGGGGACUGAUGAGCAGACUCAGUCAGCCAUUGAUGCAGGCAUCUUGGCCAUUCUGCCACAACUCCUGCGACACUCCAAGCCAACUAUACAGAAGGAGGCAGCAUGGGCACUCAGUAACAUUGCAGCAGGACCUUGCCGGCAGAUCCAGCAGCUUAUUACUUGUGGACUGCUACCUCCUCUGGUGGAGCUGCUGGAUAAGGGAGAAUUCAAAGCUCAGAAAGAGGCUGUGUGGGCAGUGGCCAACUUCACAACGGGAGGCACCGUGCAGCAAGUGGUGGAACUUGUCCAGUCUGGGGCUCUCAAACCUCUGCUCAAUCUGCUUUCUGCCAGAGAUGGCAAAACCAUCUUGGUCAUCCUUGAUACAAUAUCAAACCUCUUCCUGGCAGCAGAGAAGCUGGGAGAGACGGAAAAGCUCUGUGUCCUUGUGGAAGAGCUUGGUGGUUUAGAGAAAAUAGAGGCACUGCAAACCCAUGACAAUAACAUGGUCUAUCGAGCUGCCUUGGGUCUCAUAGAGAGAUACUUUGCUGGUGAGGAGAAUCCAGACUUGCAGCCAGAAGCUGACCAAGACAGACAGACAUUCAACUUCUCAGCAGAGAAACAAGAUUUCUAUGACUUCUGAAAACGGAGCACUGAAAUGGGGGGGAGGAAAGGGGGUGAGGGGAAGGUGCAUUCUACUACCUGCUCUCUAAGGGUAAAGGUGAGGAGGGUCUUUUUGUAUUUCUGAAACAUAGCAAUAAAUCUCACUUUCUGGAUUUGUA
Alligator mississippiensis (American alligator) is the source of this 2451-nucleotide messenger RNA. It is a transcript of the gene KPNA7, whose product is annotated as karyopherin subunit alpha 7. The transcript has 10 exons. Gene Ontology annotation, cellular component: cytoplasm; nucleus. Gene Ontology annotation, biological process: NLS-bearing protein import into nucleus. The record is from RefSeq and is a predicted model, not a curated record. NCBI's taxonomy places the organism in Eukaryota, Metazoa, Chordata, Crocodylia, Alligatoridae. Gene Ontology annotation, molecular function: nuclear import signal receptor activity; protein binding. The coding region runs from base 756 to 2312 and encodes 518 amino acids.